Erpetoichthys calabaricus (reedfish) is the source of this 2600-nucleotide messenger RNA. RefSeq names its product vestigial-like family member 2a (gene vgll2a). NCBI's taxonomy places the organism in Eukaryota, Metazoa, Chordata, Cladistia, Polypteriformes, Polypteridae. Gene Ontology annotation, biological process: regulation of transcription by RNA polymerase II. Bases 236 to 1177 code for a protein of 313 amino acids. The transcript has 3 exons. The record is from RefSeq and is a predicted model, not a curated record. Gene Ontology annotation, cellular component: nucleus.
AAUGCGUUUUGCGUGGGGGUUUAAUGGCUUUAGACCAGUUAGCGGUAUUCCUAAUGUUGCAUGGUCGAGGCCGAAAGCGGGAGCUACUUUGUUGCAUGGACAUUAUCAACUAAAGUCGAAACACCUAUUUCUUUUUAGAUCAACAUUUUUCAAGGAAUUAUCGAUGCAUUGUCGCCAAUGAAGCACCACUUUCCUUCAGUGAACGCUAUUCCAUAAAGUAUAGGCGUCUUCAGCCAUGAGCUGCUUGGAUGUAAUGUAUCAAGUCUAUGGUCCGCCACAGCCUUAUUUCGCAGCAGCGUACACCCCUUACCACCACCAGAAAUUAGCUUUUUACCCCAAAAUGCAAGAAGCACCAGAAAGUGCCAGCAACAGCAACAGUAGUAGCAGCAGCAGCAGCAAUUCGUUUUCCAGUCUUUCUGCGCCAACCAUCAAAGAGGAAGAAUGCACCCAAGAAAAGGAGCGCCCCCCUGAAGCAGAAUACAUCAACUCCCGCUGCGUGCUCUUCACCUAUUUCCAAGGAGAUAUAAGCUCGGUGGUGGAUGAGCAUUUCAGCAGGGCGUUGAGCCAGCCCAGUAGCUACGCUCCCAGCAGCAAGAGUACGAGGAGUGGAGCGUCCUGGAGAGAUGGAUCAUUCCCAAUGAGCCAAAGAAGUUUUCCACCUUCUUUCUGGAACAGCACGUACCAGCCCUCAGUCACGGCCACCUUAAGCAGCAGUCUCAGCAGUGCUUUAGGGGCCUCUCACACUGAGAUUCCCUUCCCUACAGACCCUUACUCAUCUGCCUCAUUACACAGUCAUCUACACCAGGGGCCUCCAGAACCAUGGCAUCAUCCUCACCACCAUCACCACCCCUACUCUCUGGGUGGGGCCAUCAGCACACAGAGCUCUGCCUACCCACGGCCCAGCAUGCACGAUGUCUACAGCACUCAUUUUGACCCUCGCUACAGCUCUCUGCUAGUGCCAUCGAUGAGACCACAUCGGCUAACUCCAGCCACUGUUCCAACUCCUGGCUCAUCGCAAUGUGACAUUGGAAAAAGUGAACCAGGAACAUCAGCCUGGACAACCCCAGGUGCCUUCUCUGGACCAGGGGCAGAUAUGGGACAAAGCCUGGGCCUAAAUGUGGAUGCAGGUAAACUGGGAACCUGUGUACAGUACGCAAUUCAGAACCAGCUCCAGUAGCAUGGAGGUCAUCACUUACCCACUCAUUUCAAAAAUUAGCAUUAUUGCCAUGAUGGUUAAAUGGAUAUUUUUAUAUGCUUUAUGCCCAAACAUAACAGUUGUAUUUGUCAGAAUUCUAUUGUUAUAGAAAAUGUCUGUGAUGUUUAUAUUUAAGUCCCCGUAGCUCAUCUGUAGUUGCAACUAUCAGUUCUAGCUGAACCUUAAUUUUCUUCCAAACAUAAAAAAUAACACACAUCACAUAAAGAAUUAACCAUCACUCUCUCCUUGCCUGUUAAAUAAAGUACUCAGAGGCUUAUUCAAUACAGUAUUGGCUUCGUGAAAUUUAUUUUAAGGAAAAGGAAAGACGGCCCUCUAAAAGUAUACAGCUUGCAAGCCUACCAGUCCCCUGAAAAGUACCAGUUUGAAAUCAUUAAUUCAGAUUGUAAAAGGUGCUGUGGCUUACUGAUUUUGCUUCUCGUUGCACAUCCUGUCUGAAGCAUGUCAACUGAUCUGUUUGAAGCCAUUCGCAAUGCAGACAUUGAGUCAGGAGCUUGCUGAGGUCAAAUUCUUUCAGUUUAAUUCUGUAGCACAUACUACUGUAUAUACUUUACUCAGCAUAGGUUUUGAAUGCUUGGGUCUUAACCAUUUCAAGGAUACUAUUGAAAAAAUACAAACAGCUAAUAAUAAACACAUAGAUAUGUUGAUUAUAGAUAUAAUUAUUAUAGCUUAUAUUACUAUAUUCAGGCAUUUUUCUGCUUAAAAUGCACAUUCUUAUUUAUACAAAGUAAAUUCAGUUAUGGCUAUGUUCAAAUGUUUGAAACUUGCUUCUGUGUGUUUGAGAGGUCAGGAAAUUCUGUGUUCAGGUUUGUUUCCGAUUUGAUGUGUUUUUAGCAUCAUUAUAUUUGACUCACCUUUGUAAUAGUUGUUUUGAGGGUUGCUUGCGAUUGUUCGUUAGGACGGCUGAGAAUGUGUGACACGUGACAUGUAAAAGGUCACUGUCAUGCACUUCCUGGUUUGCCCAGGUUUGUAUUUAUUCUUCCUAAAAAGUCUCGUUUUUUUUUUGUCCUUCAUCCUGAUCCUUGAUUACAAAAUAUUUUCUGUCCUUUGGCCAUGUCUUUUCAUCUUAUGUUUUGGCUCACAUUACAUGCAUAUCCUAGAUUUUGACUCUCUUUCUAAACAGAGUGUUUUUGCGCACUGAGCUUAUUUUUUAGAUUCUGGAUCUCCUGGUAGUUGAGCUAGGCUAGUUUAUACUGUUUCUUUUCUCCUUAAUUCCAUUUCCUUUCAAAACUGCUGCUAACCUGCGCAGUCAGUAUAUAUACUGGUUAAAUCUGGUUCAUAAAAAGGAUGUAUAUGAAGAAUUUUUUUUUUAGUGUGGACACUACUGCAUAACAUAACAUUCUCAGUCUGCUUAAUACAUUUCUGGGUUGCGGGGAACCGGAGCCUG